Molecule: messenger RNA, 945 nt
Organism: Trypanosoma cruzi
Lineage: Eukaryota; Euglenozoa; Kinetoplastea; Trypanosomatida; Trypanosomatidae
Product: dihydroorotate dehydrogenase, putative
Exons: 1
Coding region: 1-945 (314 amino acids)
Biological process (GO): 'de novo' pyrimidine nucleobase biosynthetic process; UMP biosynthetic process
Cellular component (GO): cytoplasm
Molecular function (GO): dihydroorotate dehydrogenase activity
Source: RefSeq, a predicted model, not a curated record
AUGAUGUGUCUGAAGCUCAACCUCCUCGACCAUGUGUUCGCCAACCCCUUCAUGAACGCCGCGGGAGUUCUCUGCAGCACCGAGGAAGACCUGCGCUGCAUGACAGCCUCCUCCAGCGGCGCACUUGUGUCGAAGAGCUGCACGAGUGCACCUCGCGAUGGUAACCCCGAGCCGCGUUACAUGGCCUUUCCACUUGGAAGCAUCAAUUCUAUGGGGCUGCCUAACCUGGGCUUUGAUUUCUAUUUGAAAUACGCCAGCGAUCUGCACGAUUACAGCAAGAAGCCGCUUUUUCUCUCCAUUUCAGGUCUUUCCGUGGAGGAGAAUGUGGCGAUGGUGCGCCGCCUUGCCCCUGUGGCGCAGGAAAAAGGUGUAUUGUUGGAGUUGAAUCUUUCCUGCCCGAAUGUGCCCGGCAAACCGCAGGUGGCCUAUGACUUUGAGGCGAUGCGCACUUACUUGCAGCAGGUGUCGUUGGCAUAUGGACUGCCCUUUGGCGUGAAGAUGCCGCCGUACUUCGAUAUUGCACACUUUGAUACGGCUGCUGCUGUCUUAAAUGAGUUCCCACUUGUCAAGUUUGUGACGUGUGUGAAUAGUGUCGGCAACGGCCUUGUUAUUGAUGCGGAGAGUGAGUCUGUUGUCAUCAAACCCAAACAAGGGUUUGGUGGUCUUGGCGGCAAGUAUAUCCUCCCUACAGCAUUAGCGAACGUGAAUGCAUUCUACCGCCGCUGCCCGGAUAAGUUGGUCUUUGGCUGCGGCGGCGUUUACAGCGGCGAGGAUGCCUUCUUGCAUAUACUUGCCGGUGCGUCGAUGGUGCAAGUGGGAACUGCACUGCAGGAGGAGGGGCCCGGCAUUUUUACGCGUCUUGAAGAUGAGUUGCUGGAGAUCAUGGCGCGGAAGGGGUACAGGACUCUGGAGGAGUUCCGUGGACGUGUCAAGACAAUUGAGUGA